CCCGUCCAAGGCGAAGGCACGUUAACGUCUCAUCGGGCUCUAGCCGCAACAGCUCAUGGCUUCGUAUCACCGUAGAUACGCACGUCGUGGCUGCUACACUGCAAAUGGACAUGGCGAUACUGAAUUUCACGUGCACCAACUUGGCGAAAACGGGCCGUUGCUGAGCUCACUUUUCCUUUUGCUUCGCUCCACACACUGUACCACAUCCACACCAUCGAUACUAGCGUUGCAGUUGCCAACAUGUUGCAUUCCAGUCCGAAACCUCAUCGCAGUGGCGAGGUGCAUCCACUGCUCGAAACCAAUUCCGCUCCACUCUCUCAGUCGCAAUCCUCGAGCACCAACCGCAUCAGUCGAUGGAGCGUGCUGGCAAUCGUCUCGACGCUAUUGUUCGCCGCUGCGGUCUUCGGCAUCUUCAAACCCAGCGUAUCAACAUUGCGAAGCGCGACGACAGUUGCUCCCGAUGCCAAAUUCGACCUGUUCACACCCAUUUUCAACUCCGAGGCCCCACCCCAAAGUCUCUUCAACCACACCGAUGCACACAAGAACCUGUUACCACCCAAGUUCCUGGCCCCCGGUCUCAUAGGUUCACGUCCCAUCCCGACUAAUGACUGGUGGGGUAACAUGAUCGGAGCCACUGUCGGGGAGGAAGAAGUAGUCCACCCGGUGUGGACGAAUCCGUACAGUGUGACGCCUUCCAUCUUCAUGGAACCCUACGGUCUUACCAUGAACUACCCGUACACAACCCGUUUGUUCGGAGGCGGCUUAACUGGCAACGGCGACGCUGAGAUGUACUACCUGCACGGCCAAAUCCCCGAAUUCACCUUCUCCGCUACCGAAUUCUCCAACUCGUCCCACCCGAUCUUCGAGGUGUUCGACUGGGAUGAUCUCACUGUACAGCUCCGCUUCUUGUCUCGCGAAGACUCGUCCAAGAAAUUUGAGGCGACGCUCGCUAGUGGCAUGGCGUUCGUCACUGCUCACUACUCCGGUCUCACUCCACGCUUCCAGACUUAUUACAACAUUUCGUCGAUCAAUGGUCUGGACGCCACGGAGACUGUCGACCUCCCUUUGACCAACGACCGCUACGUGCUGCAGUUCAAUAACGGAGCCACCUGGACGUUGUACUUCUCGAACGAAGUCACGCUGCGCUUUGAUGGUCACUCUACGCUCGAUAUGGAGAAGCCAUUCACUGGCAUUGCUCGUGUUGCAUUGAUCCCGGACGCAUCUGCACAAGAGCAGAUCAUCUUUGACCAAACAGCGAGCUGUGUCCUCAAUGGUGGGCGAGUUGAAGCCCACAACGAAGAUGCCUACGCCUACAAGUGGCAGACCAGCGGUGACUGCACCAACGGAAUGCUGCAUUAUGCCCAGGUGCACCACGUUGAUACUCUGGAUCGUAGAUACGCUAUCGAAGCUGAAGGAGUGGCUGCUCACUCUACGACGCGUGGACUGAUGCAGGGAAUUGUGACCAAGACUUCGCCACCUGAGUGGCGCAUGAUGGAAACGGUGGACUUCCCUGUGGACUUCUACCCGCCAAGAAAGCCUGACGCUAGCGUGGUCAAAGCCUACGAGAUGAAGAAGAAUUUGAUCGCUGAUAUCGACUCCGAGUGGUCUAUCGCGCUGGGUCAGAGCUACUACUUCAACGGCAAGGCUGCACAGAAGUACGCUUCGCUCUGUCUGAUGGCAGGAGAUUCGUCCAUUGUUGGUGACGAUACCGAGCUGCUUUCUCACUGCAUUACGAAGCUGGAAGGUUUGCUGACGCCAUUCCUCAACAACACGUGGACCAACCCACUCGACUAUGAUACAAUUUACCGAGGUAUUGUGAGCUCGCAGGGCUUUAAACUGAACGAUCCCAACGUCGACUUCGGCAACACCAUGUACAAUGACCACCACUACCACUACGGCUACUGGGUGGUCACUGCUGCUAUCGUCAACAAGCUGGACCCCACUUGGUCGGGUAUUCCUGCGAUGAACCGCAUGGCUGGUUUCAUGAUUCGUGACGUCGCGAACCCGUCGGACGCAGACCCGUACUUCCCCAAGUUCCGUAGUCUCGACUGGUACCGUGGUCAUUCGUACUCACACGGAAUCACGGCACUUGGAGACGGCAAGGAUGAGGAGAGCACGUCUGAAGAUAUGAACUUCUACUAUGGUAUGACGCUGCUGGGUAAGGUCACUGGAGACAAACACCUCGAAACUGUGGGCAAACUUAUGGUCAAGCUCAACGCCCGUGCCAUUCAGACGUAUUUCCUGCUGGAAGACGGUAACCGUGCCCACCCGGACCGCUACCGUGACAACAAGGUCAUGGGUAUUCUCUUCGACAACAAGGUCAACUACGCUACCUGGUUCAGCGGCGAGAAGCACGCGAUUCACGGCAUCCAGAUGCUCCCGGCCACGGCUGUGACUGAAUUCGUACGCACUCUCAACUUCGUCGAGCAGGAAUGGGACCAGAUCUUGGCUCGUGAGGACAUCGUCCUAAACGACAACCAGACCAACCCGUGGCUCUCGCUUCUCUACAUGAACUACGCCACCGUCAACAAAGACUUUGCGCUUGAAAAGCUCCGCACUGUCACAAUGGAUGACGGACUAUCUCGCUCCUGGGCGAUGUACAUUGCAGCCACCCGGCCGUAGAUUCAAUCGACCGACGUACCAUGAUAUGAGGGCGAUGUCGAUGAAUGGAAGACAUUGCCUUGUAGAGUACAAGUCCAACGAACAGUAAAUAGAAAAAUAUUCAUGAACUCAGCAGUCUUACCGAUAGUGUAUCUGAUAUUGAGAGCGC
Phytophthora nicotianae INRA-310 is the source of this 2770-nucleotide messenger RNA. RefSeq lists its product as hypothetical. Lineage: Eukaryota; Oomycota; Peronosporomycetes; Peronosporales; Peronosporaceae. Gene Ontology annotation, molecular function: endo-1,3(4)-beta-glucanase activity. The record is from RefSeq and is a predicted model, not a curated record. The transcript has a single exon. Bases 241 to 2622 code for a protein of 793 amino acids.